AUGUUUCAAGAUUGGGCUAUUACUUUUAGACAUAUACAAAUUUCGGGAUUAUCUACUAUAUCAUAUAUAUUUGAUUUUAUUUUUUAUUCAGUAAUUUUAAUUUUAUCUGUAACAUUAGGAAGGAAUAUACCUCCAAAUUUUCAUGAAUUUCUGUUAUUUGAUUUACUGAUUAGGUAUACUUUUUUACCACAAGCUACUGUACCGGUAUGGUUAUUAAUUUUAAUUUCUGCUGGGAUACCAUUAGCUCAAUUUGUAUUUUUUGCAAUUUUUACAACAACUUCAAUAAAACGUAGAUUAUGGGAUUUUUUUGCAGGUUGUUUAUGUUUAUUAGGAGCUCAAGCUACUCAAAUUUGGGCAGUUUCUUUACUUAAAAAUAUAACUGGUUUACCAAGACCUGAUGCAAUUGAUAGAUGUGAGCCAAUGAUUCAAACUAUUCCAUUUACUCAAUUAUCAAAUGUUGCAAUAUGUACACAACCAAAUUGGAAUUUUGUAAUGGAAGGAUUUAGGAGUUUCCCAUCUGGACAUGCUUCUACAGUAUUUUGUGGAAUGAUUAUAACUUCAUUAAAUAUGGCUGCAAGAUUACAAACUUUUGAUCAUAGAAAUAAUUCUUUUAAAGUGUUUUUAACAAUUUUACCAAUUUUAGGUGCUAUAUUUGUUUCAAGUACAAGAGUUAGUGAUAAUAGACAUUAUUUAAGAGAUGUUAUAGCAGGAAGCUUAUUAGGUGGAUUUGUUGGAUUUGUAUUUUAUCAUCAAUAUCAUCCAAGUAUUUUCAAAUUAAGAAAUAAUGGUAGAGCCUAUUCACCAAGAAGAUUUGGUAUACAUAGAUUUUUUGGUGUUGGAGGAUUUUGGAGAAUAAAUGAAGAAGAUUUUGUGGUUGAAGAUGUUGAAGAAUUAAGAAGUAUUGGGAAUGAAGAAAUUGAAAGGAAAGCUUUGGAAAAUGGAAAUUCGGAAAUUCAUGUUGAUUCAUUAGCUGAUAAUAUAAGAUAUGUAGAUAUGAUAUAG
Lodderomyces jiufengensis is the source of this 1002-nucleotide messenger RNA. RefSeq lists its product as uncharacterized. Lineage: Eukaryota; Fungi; Ascomycota; Pichiomycetes; Serinales; Debaryomycetaceae. The transcript has a single exon. Gene Ontology annotation, biological process: phospholipid metabolic process. The coding region runs from base 1 to 1002 and encodes 333 amino acids. Gene Ontology annotation, molecular function: phosphatidate phosphatase activity. The record is from RefSeq and is a predicted model, not a curated record.